AUGCUGCUCUGUCUCGUGCCCCCACCUCGCCUACUGCGAGCCUCCUCGCAGCUUCCUCGACAACUCGAGCUAGCGCAUCCACUUCAUAUACGCCUUCGAGCCGCUUCGAACUCGAGCUCAAGUCGGUAUGUUUAUGAUUCGACGUACGUCAACCAAGACGCUGAGGAGCACAACGACCGAGCGUCUAGCCGACAUCCUCAAACCAAGAACACAGCCUCAUCGCACUUUUUCGACGCACGUGUCCCAGCUCCUACUUGCAACAACACGGCAUCAUUGACGAGGCCGAAGGUGUCCCACGAGGUCGCAUCGGCAUCACGACAAGCCGUCAACACAUUUCGACAAGCUAUCAGUACCCGUGAGCCAGCCGCCAUCAUCGAAGCAUAUACCUUGCUCACUCAAGCUCACGAGCGACAAGUACAAGACGUCAGAGAUUCGUCUUCAACUGCUGCGGAACCAUACCAGACCAAAUUCCCCGUUCGUAAGAACGACAUCCAGACAGCCAUUCGAUAUCUGGUCCAACACUCUCAAACCGAGGGCCGUAUGGAAUGUGUCCUUGUCGAAGCAUGUCAACAAAUGUUCGAGGAUAUGAACCAGCGUUUCGGCUUUCGCAUCGGCCCAACUGAUCUGCACCGACAGCUGCAGGUGUUCUGCCUGUCAUCGGACCAGAGCUUGGAUCUGCGCGAUGCUUUUCUUCAUCUUCGUGCUAGCUAUCCCGAAUGGCAGACCACAUCUAUUGAAUGGAACCUGGUCAUCUCUCACCUGGCUCGACGUCGCUCGUACAAGCACGCUAUCAAAGUCUGGCACGACAUGUCCAUCUCCGGUGUCACUCCGUCAGCCGAUCUGCGCAAUACGAUGAUCAGAGUAUUCACAGCGGUAAUUCGGACUGGCGAAGCCGAGGAUCAGCGACUAGAGCUUGCUCGAGAGGAGGCAAGCAUCAGUCCAGACGAUCUUCCUGCAACCGUCAUGUCGCUCUGUGAGCUCGUGCUGUCCAACACAGAGACCAGCUUGGAGCGGAUGGACAAGUUGCGCAAGCACGUAAAUCAGCUGCAAAGAGAGGUGGAAUCGAAUCCGCAAAUGGCAAACAACACGGCGUCUUGGAAUGCUUUGUUGAGAUACGAAGCCCUCGUCGUCAGUCCUGCACAUGCUCGGCAGACAGCUCGGCAAGUAUACAAGCCUGGCAUGUUUGACUAUAGCACCCUAUGCGUGUUGCUGCGUCUGCAUACAGAGGAGCUCAACGAGCUGCAGAGCAGUGAGGAUGCGCUCGAGUUAUUAGACCAGGUGCAAUCUGCGAUCGAUCCGAGUCGUUCCAUCGCGCUCGAUGAUGAAUGCUACAGCAUCCUCAUGUUCGGACUGCUCAGUAACUCGGUUUCAGAAGACACUCCAAAUCCCUCUCCCAACCAGAUUCACGAGGCACAGUUGCUAUAUGACCAUGUCUGUUCUACUGGAAUUCCACCGACGCCUCUUCUCGUCACCCCGUUGCUUAGGGCAUACUGCGAAGCAUUCCUGCCAUCGCUACCAUCGGCCAUGAAACUUGUAGACGACCUUCUCGCUCAACAACCUAUCACGGCCGCACCCUCCAGCAGGUUAUCCGGUUCGACACGUCGCAAAGCUCCACGCUCGCUUGCUUUCGACAUGGCCAUUAUCAGUCCUGUACUGGACGCAUGUGUCAAGCUUAAGGACCUUUCGUCCGCCCGCAACUUGCUCUCUCGACUACACGAAGCCGGAAUCACGAUGAGUGUCACAGACAAAUCGAAGCUUUUGCGUCGACUGAUCGGUAUCACCACAUCAUGGCCCGAGGCUUUUCACAUGUAUCGCAGUCUCUCGCGCUUUCGCACCUCAUCUUCUGCUGGAUCGCGAACAUCUGAGGCAGGCCUGGAUGAACGAGGCUACAUGUCGCUACUCGAGAGCUUGUGCGCUCUCACAUUUCCGGAUCCCAGAUCGUCUUCGAGCCGACUUCCGGCUCCACCGGAAGAGCUGCUGGGUAUCGUCGAAGACAUGCGUGCCGCUGGCCAUCGGCCUUGGUGCGUGAUCUACACGUCAAUUCUGGACUACUAUUCCAAAACCACACCACCGUGCUAUGUCGGAGUGCAGGCAACGCACGAGAUGCUCAAACGCGAUGAGGGACUCGAGCCGGAUCUGCCGCUGAUCAACGCGCUCAUGAACGCGUACAACCGCGUUGGUGAGCCGGCGAUGGUGCUUGCGAUCUGGAACAGCUUGAUGGCGACACGCCAGGAGAUCGACGGUGUAACGUUGUCCGUGUUUUUCGAUACUGCUGGCAGACACGGGCUGCUGUCGUUGGCAAGGAAGGCGAUUAGAACGGUGAGACAGAUCGAAGUGCAAGACAAGGGCGAGUCGGUGAGAUCAGUUCUGACAAAGGGUGCAUGGGAUUCGUGGCUCGAGUGUCUGGCACGAUGUGGUCGGUUGGAGGAGGCGAUCGAGCUGGCAUUUGGAGAGAUGAGGAAGGCGCUCUUGAAAGAAGCCAUGAACGCACAUGACCUGGAUAGCGUCGAUGCUGGCAUAACAGCGAACGAGCUGGUUGCUAGAUCGGCUCAGGCGCCAGUCAAGAAUCGGAGGGGACACGUCGUCGGUCCAGACGCAAAGACAUUUGGAGUGCUGCUGCGAUUCGCCGCUCGCGAGCGCGAUCGUCGACAGAAGCGGUCCGCGACGAAUCUAUUGCCAGGACCCAUCUCGGGUGCUCGUAGCGGCAGCAUUGCGGCAUCAGGAACCUCGAUCUGGCAUACGCUGCGAACACGUAUCCGUGAAGAAUAUAGCUGGCUCUAUCCGCAGGUGAAACACAUUGGCGAGCAGACAGUUCUCUAG
This is a messenger RNA of Mycosarcoma maydis (corn smut), 2820 nucleotides long. RefSeq lists its product as uncharacterized. Lineage: Eukaryota; Fungi; Basidiomycota; Ustilaginomycetes; Ustilaginales. The record is from RefSeq and is a predicted model, not a curated record. Bases 1 to 2820 code for a protein of 939 amino acids. The transcript has a single exon. Gene Ontology annotation, molecular function: protein binding.